AUGCGCCCUCUUUCGGGAGCUACACUUUUGUCAACAAUGGGCUUCCGGCUUCCCCAGCUGAUCUGCCGAUUUUAGCGAUACAAAUGUUGAAUGUUUAGGCAUCUUCUAGCGCAUAAUUUCAUGUGGCUGAAGUGAAGGUGACCUUGUAAAACUCUCCACAGCAACCAAGUGUUGGAGACAGGGCUUGGAAGAUGUUUUGGAUUAAUAAUCAUCAUUUUAGUGAGAGAAUCACUUCGUAGAGUGGAAUACCGAUGUCGCCAGAGUGGGAAAGCCGUGUUUUGUUUGGUCGAGUUCUUUCGUCGUCAUUGUGCUUAUAUCUGUCUUUUUUAUUGUCAUCCUCAUCUGUGUCUUUCUGUUGUGGUCGGUAACUGAGACGCCUCCACAAGGGGCUCCCUCAUCCAGCGACAUGCCAUCAGGAUCCUGGAACAACAAGGGUGUCAGCAUCCAAAGCUCUGACUUCACCGAUGCAGGAUACGCCUACCAGUCCCUCUACCAGCCUGUUGUCAAGGCAACCCAUCAGGAAAACCUCCAUCUGCAGCAGCAACAGCAGCAGCAGCAGCAGAAGCAACAACAGCAGCAGAGUAGGGAUGGAUUCUCUCUGGAAUCUCACCACUUUAUGGACCUGUCGCAGGUCUUGAAAGAGGUAGAGGAUGAGGGGGGUCUUAUUCCAUCCCCUGCGAGGCUGGCAGAGAGGAAGAGGAGACUCAGCGAGGAUGAAGAAUCCCCGUCUGAAGAGUACUCUGACACCCAUGCAUCAAUCGAGCAAUUGAAGAAUGCCUAUUCAAUCAGCCUGGAUAGCCUCAAUGAGAACAAUGUGGACAUGUCCUGCAGAAUCACACAGGAUAGCUGUAGGAUCGACUAUGACAGCGACAAAACGCCCACUGUGGAUAAGAGCUUCUGGUCAGAGUCUGACGAUGACAGUCCGGUGGUGGAAGGAGAAGAUUCCUUCUACUAUGCAGAUGCUGAAGGGAACAACUAUCAUCAGGUAUCCACUGUCACUGGAUCAGUAUUAGAGACACCUACAAAUCUGAACACCUUCAUCAAGACCUGUGACCGGGACAUUGAGAAGGAAAUAAGGAAUAUCGGCGUUGUAACAGAUGAUUAUGAAUUAAACAAUGAACUUGCGGAAGAGUUUGAUGAUGGAGCCAAGAGUUGUUCAUCUCAUGAUGCAACAAGCUCUGCCUCAUCAGAGAGUCUAAGAUCUGCCUAUUCCUUGCAGACACCUGCCUUGUCGUCCAGUCCAGAGAGUUAUGAAAUGCUGUAUCACAGCUUUGAAGUGGCUACAAUGCUGGACAGAGAGCGGGAAAAGAACGGUGUGGAUAUAAGUGACCCAGCAGAAGAAACGUUGCUGGAUAUUCUUAACAAGGCCUCACCCAAACUGCAGAGGAUGAACUAUCAUAGAGCAGAGCAAGCUGGCAGUGAACAUAGCAGUUCUGGAGAGUCUAGUCCUUCCUCUUUAACAUCAGAAUCUCCCCGAGACCACAAUAUUUGUGCAGAUCGAAAUGAGAGCAGUGAAAAUGACCUUCGUCCACGCACCUUAGACUUUACAAACAACAAAGCCCAUUCUGCAGAAGACCUCAGUUCUUUAAGCGUGAUUACCUUCGCUCAAAUCGCUCAUCAGAGAAGGAAGCCAGAACCCAAGGAAGUCAGGAAAGAAAAGAACAAUGCUCAAGAGAGCUUACUCCAUUGGACAGAAUUACUUUCUGUCAAGGGAGCAGCUUCUUCUGCCCAGGAUAUUCCUGGAGCAGGAGCUUCGUGCGACAGCCAUGAACAGGUCUCCGAUGCGCCCAGAAGACCACAGUCACUGCCCAUCCAGCUGAGGCACCUUCAGAAGCCCACCAUACGCCCUCACGCCACCCCACCGCACAUACCCAAUGGAGUGAUCAGGACAAUGAGUGCCCCUGAGGGUAUCAACACAACGCACAGGACCUGUAGGUCUUGGGGAGACCAUGAUGAGGGCAUUGGUGAGCUCUCUGAAUCUGAGGUUGAAGAUCUGUCCCCUGAUCCAGUGAACGAGACCACUCCAGCAGACCCACCAUCUCAAAAGCUCCUGCAUCCCGAGCGAAUAGAGUUUGGAGGUCAACUCCCACAAAGAAGACACAGAACUGCCACGUGGUGUGGAUCCUUUGGGGCCAUCAGGCGACCCUUACUCAGCAGCAGGGAGCACUUAUCUGAUACGGAUAGCCUGGACUCCUGGCAGCCUCCCCAGCCUACCGAUAUCAAUGCUAAUGUUGCUAACAAUGGAAGAUCCUCUAGUGAACAGAGUGAUGAUGAUGGUGUUUCCGCGCUGUAUGAUGCGCGAAGCAUGCCACUCAAUACAUCCUUGUGUAGGAAGAACUUUUUAUCGAGUCGGGAAAAUGUGCAACGCUCGCGGAAGAGACACUAUUGUAAAGAUACUUAUGCCGAGCGUAUGCUGCAGCAUGGUGGUGUGUUCAUCAGUGGAACUGAAAACAAACCAUUCUUGCUUCAGGACAUCGACUCUAGUAGCAAAACCGGAGCAGCAGGUUCGACUGCGUCUAAGACACGCAGUCUGCCCAGGAACCUCGGGGUCACCAGGAGGCGUUCCGGGUCCAACAAUGCCGGUAAAAGCCGUCCCAAGAGCAUGGAAGGACUUCCCUCCUUCUCCUUAGGUCUGGAUGACGGGAAGCUGGCGUCCUGGACGCGGGAAUUCGCGACACUCAACAAAUCAAAGUCCCAGGAAGAAGAGCUGAGUAACAGUUGGAUUAAUCCUCAAGAUGAUUUGUUGGACAAACCUGCUGUUCCUGGUGGAGUAUCCGCAGUGCAGCAGGAGUGGAAUGAAUCGGACGAGGCAGACUAUGCUUCUCUGAAAUCUUCCCUUCUGGACAAAGCUCCAGACGAGGAGACCCAGGUGACCUGCGAGGAACUCCAGACCAGCAAGGAGGAAUGCGAGAUCUUCUCGUCCUCCCGACGCAUCAUCAGGAUUGAUAACGUCGCCAAGGAUGCGGAAGUGAAAUACAUCAAACACCGCCCUCUCAAGCCCAUCCAUGUGGUAGACGCGGAGCAUCAUCGAAAGAAAGUUCUUGAGAGACUGUCCAUCCUGCAGCCUCCAUCAAGUGCCCCAGCAACGGGUGUCCAGCCACAGGACUGGCAGUCCUUCACGCAUCCCACCGCUGCCACCAAUCAUCCAUCUACCAGAGGACAUCGCAGACAGAGGUCUGAUGCCACUGCCAACACCACCACCUCUACCACAACCUCUAUCACUUCCAACAGAAGCCAGUCUUUGAUUAGAAGGGAAGGCUUCUGGGCAUGGGCAACUGGCAGGCAACCUACCAGGACAAAGACAAUGAGCGGCACGGAAACAUCGGGAACGGCAUCUGGCCACCAGCAGGUUGGAGCCUCUGGAGGAAUGAGGAAUCAAAUAAGGUGAAUGUUCAAUGAUGUCUUUCAGUUGGGUGAUCUCUCUUUGAUAGCAGCCUAUCCAAGACUCCUCUAUUUUGCCUCAAUUGUUUAUUGAUGUAGAAACCAAAGGAUAAAUGUAGCACAAGGCAAAUAUUCCUGAGUCAUUCUGUUAGCAAUUAUUAAUGCAUUCAAUCUCUCGUACCCUCCAUAACCUGCGUAAAAAACAGUAUUGGAGCUGCACUUACUGCCUAGAGAAAUGCAGGUGCGUUCAUUCAGAAAUAUCCCUUUUGUCAGUUGAAAACCAUUUAGCUCUCUAAAACCUGACCAUUAGGGCACGUGUUGGAUUUCAUCUCAUUUGCAUUCAAGGGGUAUCAAAUUAUGUGAAAUAUGAGUUCC
Messenger RNA from Strongylocentrotus purpuratus (purple sea urchin), 3756 nucleotides. RefSeq lists its product as uncharacterized. NCBI's taxonomy places the organism in Eukaryota, Metazoa, Echinodermata, Echinoidea, Camarodonta, Strongylocentrotidae. The coding region runs from base 407 to 3388 and encodes 993 amino acids. The record is from RefSeq and is a predicted model, not a curated record. The transcript has 6 exons. Gene Ontology annotation, cellular component: cytoplasmic vesicle.